ACGUAGAACAGACAGAUGUAUUCACGGCCACGAUGGGCGAUGAUUCUUUGAUAUUACGAGAAGAUGGCUAUAUUCGCAUGACUUUUCCCGUUGCUUCAUUAACGUAUCACAGCAACUUAAAUAUAAUUUUGGUGAGAACUGAUGUGGGUGGUGUACACGUUUUGGAUGUUAAUUCUGGUGUGAUACUUCAGAGCUCCCACCUUUCAGCGGAUGAGCAUGGCACUUUGGGUGUUGAGUAUGCGCCGGGCGCGGACCGUGUGUUCGUAUGGGAUAACAGCGGGAUAGGCGCUCGAACUGACUACAAUGGAGUACUACUCCUGCACACAGCUCUUCAGCGGCCCUUACCCAUCUCACAGCCAGACAGUCCCAUCAGAAUUGAACUUGUUCUAUCUGAGGCGGUGUUACUGUACCAAUGUGUGCAGAGCCUUGAUGCUCACUCCAUUGAGGGUCUGCCAGACUUCAUCAGUGAUCUUCAGAGAGCUAUUGAUAUGGAGCCUGUCAGAAAAGGUGUCAAAGCUCAAAAGUGGAGUACAGUGACAAUAUCCUUACCGCAAUCAACCCUCCGUUUGGUAAUGAUCGGCAUCGUACAGGAGUUAAAGGGUCAGAACAGACGGAUACCAGCACUUGCAAUCGCAUCUGCAGUUGGACAAAGGGCCAAUGAGCUGAUGCCUUGCAACCGAGAUGACGAGUCUAGAGGCUUGAUGUACUCUGAGGCGGAGAGGAAAGAGACCUUCAAACGAUGGCCGCAUAUGGAUUACAAAUGGGCUCUCCCAGCUCGCAUGGCGCAGGCGGGGUUCUACCACCAGCCGUCGCCCAGCGGGGACGACCGCGCCAUGUGCUUCACGUGCAUGGUGUGCCUCGUGUGCUGGGAGAAGUCGGACGAGCCGUGGGUGGAGCACGAGCGGCACUCGCCCAACUGCCCCUUCGUGAGGGGCGAGUAUACACACAAUGUUCCUAUAUCGGUAACCAAUGCCACAGCAUGUGCGGUGCCAUGUCCAAGUGUUAGGGUAGUAUCCAAAGGUAACACAGGAGAUCUUAUAGCAACCGGCACAACGGAAGGCAAGGUUAAUAUCUGGAAAUUCGAUUGUGGACUUAAAUUAGUGAAAUUCUUACAUCUUUCACCUUAUGACUCAAUAUUCAGUGGCAUUCUCACAACUGAUAGUCAUAAGGUUUGGUCAGCAAGUUUAGAAAAAGACUCAUCCACAUAUGGAAUUGAACUUACUGCCAUGACCUUUAUUGGAAUGGCAUCACAACAAGAAACAUAUCCUCAAGCACAAAAUAGUGAAAAUACAGAAAAGGAAACAAACACAAGUAAAACAAAACCAUCCCUCAUUUGCGCUGUAGUUAUCACUAGAACAGUAUCAAUACCAACAAACCAACCAAUUAAAGAUGACUCAAGCAAAGCUCUUUUCGAUGCUGGAGAUCCAGAAAAAUCUAAAGAAACCAUCCAAGCCAUGAAUGACCAAAACGAAGCUAAGAAUAAUUUAGCGAGUACAAACAAAAUGUUAUUUUUGCUAACAUACGACAUACACAAUUCAAUGGCGGGUUCAAUGACGACGGCGAUACACACAUCCAAUAGCAGCGGCGGGAACUCGAAACCAGGUGGGAGUAAAAAGGUCUGUACAGUACAAAGGACAGUUGAUGCAAACAUAUACGACGACAUUUACUUCCAAUAUUCUGACGAGGAUACAGAGCUUCCCCAAUGCACAAACCUAUUAGAUGAACAAAUUAGUAAUGUUUUUAAUUUAGAUGCAUCAUCUAGUAAAGAGGACUGCAAAAUUUGGGGACCAAAAAAGACUAUUUUCAGUAAACAUUUCAAAGUAUUACCCCCACCCCCUCCCACUGCUUUGUUGCCAGAACUGCCAGAAUCAGAACAGGGCAUUAUGUUAGAUUUUGUCGGAAAAAUAUCACAACUGAAGAGUUGGAAAAGUGGAAAUUUAGACUCUGUUAUAACCAAAAUAGUUGAUCAAACAGAUGCAGUACAAGGUGACCCCAUCACACAUUACCUCAACAUGACCGGUCAGGGACCACUGGAAAUAUCAGACCUAAAGUGGUAUGAAGGAGUUGAUAAUUCAGAAAAGGUUAAACUACCGUCAGCUACGAAAAGCAAAGCUGGUACACAAACAGUACUCAGUAUUAACCCAAAUGAUGGAUUUGACAGUGAUCCUCCGCCAGAAGAAGCCGUCUCGCAGGGUAUAGCUAUACAAUGUCUAAGUCUUCCAACUAGCUUAAACAUAUGCGACGAUGCAAAAGUCACACAUCUUUUACCAUCUGAAGAUAAAGAACAUCUUUUAGUCGUAGUAUCCUCAAUCGAACCUAACAAAGUUAAAACUGAAGAAGAGACGGACGCUGAUGGUGACGUAAAAAUGGAAGUAGAUGAAGUCUCUGACCAACCUGAUAAGACUGAUGAUAAUGACACUAAAGCAUAUUUUCUUUACUUUAAAAUUAACAAUAAAACUUCUAUUUACACUUUAGAGGAUAAUCCUGUAACAAUAAAGGAGCUACCAUACAACGAAAGUCCUGUAGAUUUGUGUUUAUUGCCAGUAGAUAAAAAUGAUCAAUACGCAUUUGCUUCGGUUGGCCUUGACGGUCACCUAAGAUUGUAUUCUCUUCCUGAUUUCAAAUUGCUUUCCCAAAAGCAAGUGCCCAAAGGACGAUUUACGUCAGUGGCUUAUUGUGCUUCUGUCGAGCGCUUGAGCGUCUCUACCAGACACGGAAUGAUAUAUUUCUAUGCUCUUAAUAAUGGAGAGAAAGAUGCUUCUGGUGAAACAAAUGAAGAUGAGUUCGCUAACAUUGAUUUUGAUAUGCUACAACGUGCGCCGAAGGAUGAUGUUACAGGUUCAGCAACAACACCAGUAUUGCUAGCAAAUAAAACAGAUCUCGAUUUAGCUGAUCUUACAUCAAUAAUGUCACUCACUGGCUCUUACUGCCCCAAUCCUACUGUCCCAUAUAGCGCCGUAGUUCCAGGGUUUUGGUGCGAGUUGUCACCUGCUCAAAGAUCAAGAUCGGAUCAUCAAAAUAACCGAUCAUGGAGACUUCAGAAUACUUCAUCCACUUGGGAUGAACAUGUUCUUGAACUCACUUUGCUAUACAAUGUUUCUUUGGCUCAUAUAGAAUUUGGAUUUACAUUGCAUUCUGCCAAUUCAGUUAAUUUGCCUAUAAUACAAGUAACGCUGUUGAAGCAGAAUUUACACGGCAUCGGGUACAACAAGGACGCCUCAUAUGGUCUGAGGUCGGAAUCACCGGUACAUUUCUCAGUCAUUGAUGCCGAUGUAUCAAAUCUCGAAAAUCCUGUAAAUAGCGAAGAGUACUUACAAGCACAUAACGCAGAAAUACUCGCGGGUCCGUUAUUGCUAUCAUCUGGGUUAGAUAUGACCCAACAGUCUGGUACUUUAAUUCUAACCAGUCCAAGGCUUUACCGUGCUCGGGGCAGGACUUUCUUGAUUCAUAUUAAAACCUUAUUCGACCCAGCUAAAGAUAUUAAUAAAGGACCAAUAAAAUCUAGUGAGAGUAGUGCAAAAAAGUCAAGUUUCAUUGGAUGCGACUGGUUACAUCAAAUCUCGAUUACUGUGCGCUCAACACCUCACACGGAAGUCCCAUUGGAGAGACAACAAAGAAUAAACAUGCUGGAAUCUAAUAGCUUCUUGAACUCACUGUGUGAGAUAGCAGUCAGUAAAGAUACGAUAGAAAAGAGAAAACUUGCUCUUGAUAUUUUAAGUUGGGUAAUUUCAAUUCGACUUCAACGCAUGCGAUUGGCGAAGAAUGAAAAGAGUAAAGAUAAGGAAUCGCCUAGUCCGGUGGAGACGCAGCAAAUGGAGUGUAUUGCAGUUAUUGAAAAACACACUAGCGCGUUGUUGAAGAAGUGCAUUUUAUGCGCUAAUCGCAGCAUCGCAAAGAAAUGCGUCAAAAUUAUCCUUAUUACUACCGAGGGGGUGAAACAAUUACCUCGUCCUUGGAAGUGCACAUUUGAGACCACAUUAACAAAUAGCGUAAUCGCCUGUAUACCGUUAGUGGGUGCGUGUGAAUCACCAGGAGCACUAAAAUGGUUGAUGGCGCUGGCCCAACAUGGCACUUCACGAGCUUCUGCUCCUGAAUUGGUUGCACGAUGUUUAACCCUGUUGGAGAAAGCAGCACGAUGUUUGCGGGAGCGAAGCAAUCCUUAUCAUCAAUUGCUACGCGCUAGGUUUGGUCUUUAUGGCUUGGCCCUGGAGCGCAGUAUAUUCGCAGUGGAGAUCCCCGAGUUUGGGCGCAGCUCCUCCCUGCCCGUGACGUACGCGAGCGUGCUCGCUGGCGACGUGCAGCCCCCUCAGGCACCUAAACAGGAAUCACAGCUUAGAGACUUGCUCAAUAUGCCGCUUGAUGCGAUCGAGAUAAAGAGCACAACGAACAACAGUCAAACCCCCAACUGGUACGAGCUGGAGGGCGGGCUGGGCGCACUUGCCGUCGUGGGCGAGUCCAUGCCGUUGCACGUGAGUUGUCACGUCGCGUCGGACGGCACCAAGCUGGAGUCGGCCGCCACGAGCCACCCGCCGCCCGUCGUCAGCGCACACACUGCUGACCCGCACCAGUUGUGGAACGUCGUGAAGGAAGGACAAAUGAAACAAGCGUCCAAAGAGGCCGAUUCGCCGGAAGAUGCGGAUGGUUCGAUGAUGGACUGCGAUCCUCAAGAUAAACCAGAGUUGGGUGAAGAUAAACUAUUCAAAGAACAAGAGCAAUGCGGCAUUCCGUGGGCAGCAUUAGUGACCCGUCCGCCGCAGCACACGCUUGUGGUGGAACGCAUGCACUCGGGCGCGCGCCGCUAUAUCGUGCUCGAUUUUGGACACACCGUGCGACUUACUGAUGUGAUUAUACCAUCUUGUUCAGACUUAGUUACAUUGUGCAUCGACAUUUGGACGGUCGGCGAAGAGACAGAUUGCGUUAAGUUAGCCUUCGCCACGGACAUUGCGACAAAACACCUUGUGUUGUCUGAUAUUCAGCCAGCUCCACUUUGCAGAUAUAUGAAGAUUACAACAAUAGGCCGCUACGGUAUGUCAGCGAUGAAAUGCAAAAUACCCCUGGGCUGGUUCUAUGGUGAAAUAGCUGAGAUAGCAAAUGUAACUGCGUCUAUUAAUGCUCUCAAUGCAUUGCAUCAAGAUCUUAGUUGUCGAUUCAGAUUGGCAACUGGAAAACUGAUAGAUUUAAUAAAUCCAUACCUUGAACUGUACAACGGUAACGCUGCGCACAUGAUGGCGUAUCUAAACCAAGCAGAAACCGAUGCCAAAGUCGUCCUUGCAUACCAGGAGUGCAUAGAAUUGCAGCAGCAACUUCACAACUGUACAAACAUAUUGAAACGACUGCAGAAUGUACCCGACUGCAGUGAUAAAGUACUGGAUGCUGUAGACGCUGGCCAUGUUACGUCAGAUGCGCUUCUAGAUAGAGCGUCUACGGACAAACUGCGCGUGAUAACUGAGAACGUAGUGGAUCUGCUUCUGUAUUUCUUGUUCCAAAUGAAUGAUGUGCAAUACGGCGAAGUGAGCGCAGCAUGGUGCCGCGGCGUGGUGUCGCUGUCGUGGGAGCUGGGCGGGCGCGCGGGCGCGGCGGCGGCCACGCUGCUCGCGCGGCUGUGCGGCGCCGCGCGCUGGUGGGGAGCACUGCUCGCCGACCGGCUCGCCGCCGCCUUCGCCGCGCACGACGCGCCGCCGCACCCGCUCGACAGAUGUCUGAUUUCGAUCAUGUACAUGUCUCGCAAGAGCAUGUACGCGCACUGCGGCAGCCGCGACAACGGCGGCGUCACACAAGCGAUGGCGGCUCGCACGCUGGAGCUGGUGCGCAGCGGGCCCGCACCGCCGGCCUUGCUGGCGGCCAUGUUGGCUGCGCUGGCACAUCUGCUAGAUGCAGCGCUCGCUAACAACACACCGGCUAACACGCCGGCUAAUGCGCACAAUAGAUGGGACUGGGUGACGGGCGGGCGCGUGGGCGCAGCAAGCGGCAGUGAGUCGCCGGGCGCUCCGUCGCCGCGCGCCGCCGAGUGCAAGCUGCACCGCCGCAAGCUGCACAAGAAGCUGCUGCACCAGAUGCAGGAGCUCGAGGCGUCGCGCCGCGGCAUACAGGUGGCGCUCGAGCAGCAACAGCGCGCGCGCCUCACUCUAAAAGCGCGCAUGGCGCUGAUGGGCAAGCGGGCGAGCGGCUCAAGCGGUGCGAGCAGCAGCACGACCACGUCAACGCGGCCGGCGGAUGACGUGCGCAUCUUGAGCCCGCAACUCGCGUCCGCGCUCGCGCAGGCGCUGCUCACGCACAUACUCACAAUUGACUCCACGCACGCGGCUGAUCACUUGCUGUUAUGCGCUAAGGUGGUGGGUCGUGUGUGCGCGCUGUGCGGCGGGUGCGGCUGGUGCGGGUGGGGCGAAGGCGGUGGGAUACUGGGACUCGCUAGACGCGCCGUCACGCUGCCCCCAUGGCCGCGACACGCGCUCACCGCGCUGCUGCAGGACCUAGUGGAAUUUGAAUGUGGUGAACCUACAACACCAGUAGCCGAAGAGUGGAACGCAGCUAGCUCGUCGCGUGUGACCGCUACGCUUGUUCACGAUCAGCCUAACUUUGGGAAGGCACCUAUAAAAGAUCUUAACUACUACAUGGAAUACCAAUUGAGUCAAUUGAUUGAAUCAGACGAUUCAGAACCGGAAGAGAAACUCGAACAGUACUUAUUGGAUGCUGUGAAGAAAGAGACAAAAACAAAACAGGCGGUCGAUUUAAACACAAGCACGUUAUCUUCUUGUGUGGACGCGCGCCUAGAAAGCGGACCGGCAGCGGCAGCGGAGGUGGCCGCUCGACGCGUACUAGCGGCCACUGCACUAUCUCUACCCGCGGCGUUACGCGCUCCCCCGCACCGGCCCACACCGCUACCUACCCCCUCGCCCCCCGCUCCACCAUCCCCGUCCUCCCCCGCGUCCCCCGCCUCGCCGGCCUCCCCGCCGGCGCCCGCGAAUAGACACAACCCGCCGCUCGCGCACACGCUGUAUGAUGUGUUCAGACAUCUCGCUUUGGAGUUCCCCAAUCAGGUGGACUGCACGUUCAUGGAGAACGUUGUGUCUCUAUGGCUCACGCUGAACGGGUCGUCGUGGGGCACGGGCGGCGGCGCGUGGACGCUGGCCGCGCUCACCGUGCCCGCGGACGCGCCGCGCAUCCGCCUCGCCUCCGACACGGUCACCGCGCUGCUCAAGUCGCUCACCGAAUUGGAAAAUAUAUCACUGCGUUGCUGGGUGCUUUCAAUGCAGGCAUUAGCAUGGGUUGCUAGUUUACCUCUUCAGACGGAAGGCAGCACUCAGACAAUGGGCCGCGUGAUCCUCGAGUGCGAGUACUUCGUGCCGGCGCUCGUCAAAUUUGUAUCCAUCGAUAUCGCUGCAGAUGGUGCUGUCGUUUCAUCAGAACCCUAUUUGGGUGGCAGCACAGUCGGAGCUGGAGCAGGCGCUGCAGCAGCUCUCCAAGCGGUGGUAUCCCGUGUAGUCGUGCCACGCGGUGCGGCUGGCGCGCUGUGUACAUUACGUGCGCUGGCUGCGCUAUGGCAGAGCGGCAAUGCACAUGCGCACGCACAUCACGCGCUCGACUUGCACGCGGCGUUGUUACGGGCUGCACACUCGUUGCUGCCCGCGCUCGCGCACAAGCAUAUACAUCACGCGCUGCCGUUGAUUGAAGCUGUCGCGGAGCAGUGCAGCGGGUGGGUGUGGUGGGGCGGCGCGUGGCGCGCGGAGGGCGGCGCGUGGGGCGAGGCGCGCGGCGGGCUGCUGGCCGACGUGCUGGGCGGGGCCACGGCGCGCCGCCCGCCGCACCGCCGCGCCGUGCUGGCCUCGCUGCUGCUCUACUGCCGCAAGCUGCUCGCGCUGCCGCUGCCGCGCGCGCGCUCCGCCGCAACGGCCGCGGCGAGCGGCGCCAGCGCUGGUGCCAGCGGUAGCUCCGCUGAGCCCGCAACGCAGUCGGCAGCUAGCCCCGAGAGUACCUCCAGCGGUGGUAGCGGUUCGGGCGGUGAGGAGAGUCAAACAGACGAAAGUAAACAGGCACAACAACAGUCUGCGGGCACUAACUUGGAGGACGAGCGCAAGCACGUACCGCGUCCGCCUUGCCUCGCUGACACCGUGUUGCAACAUCCUACAAUCAUGGAGAAAUUCUACAGGACACUAUCAAUGUGCGAUGGCAUGACCACAAUGGUAGUAAAUUCAAGCGGGAACGUAGAGAACUCAACGGAGCAGUGCUCUCUGAAGGAGGAAGUGUUCUGGUUGGUGGCGCACAUACCCGCGGUGGCUUCGAGCCCCGUGCUUAUGCUGCCCGCGCUCAUCCGAUACCUCUCCAAAGACGAAGUGGUGAAUCUCUCUCAGGCGAUGCAACAACUGCUAAUGCGACUGUUGGACAAGCCGGAGGUUUUAGCGGCAUUCAUCGAGGCGGGUGGUAUGGACCUCGCCGUCAAAAAGCUCAACGCGUGCCACCAGGCGGGUCCAAGCAGCAGUCAAGGCUUGGUAUCAUCUCUCAUGAACCACUUGAAGCUUCCACCUCAACUCGUCAACCUGUCGACGCCUGCUGCUUCUAGCAGUAAGAAGACGCAGCCGCCUGUCAUCGAAGCUACCGAUGGGCUUAUCAAUAUUGCACCAUUUUGCUCCGUGUCGUGCGGCAACCCGACGGCGCAGGCGGCGGACGUGCUGCUGGGCGGCGGCGCGGAGGGCGGGCGGGGCGCGGGCGGGUGCGCGGCGCGGCGCGUGCGCGCGGCCGCCUGGUCGUACCACUUCUUCAGCGCGGACGACGCGUCGCUCGCGCUCAGCCUGCACCUGCCGUACGCGGCGCGCCUGCACGAGGUGCACCUGCAGCCGCACCUCACCAGCCUCGCCACGUGCCCUGGAGCUGUGGGUGUAGAAGCCGGUUGCGGAGGUACUCUCGCUCCUCUCGGCCCGCCACAGAGCACCGCCGGCAUGACAUUCAUUCGGCUGGUACUAGCCCGACCCAUCGUAUGCACAACAGUGCAACUGCGUCUGUACAGACCUAGAGACUCGUCGAAUAUGGGCUUGCUUCAGUUGCGUUUGCUCGCUGCGCCCGCGUUCGCUCCGCAACCGCCACUGCCGACUCUGCCUCCGACAUCGGAUGUGCACAAUACGUCUUAUACUCAUGAUAGUACUGGAAACAACUGGGCGAGCGUAGUAUGCGCGUGCGUGCGUGGUCGCGCGGCGUGCGGUGGCGGUGCAGUCCGCGCGUUAUGCGGCGCGCUGCUAGCCGGCGGUGCGCCCGCGCAUCAUGCGCACCUCGCGCUGCUAGCUGCUGCGCGUGCACAGCCCUCUCUACAGGAGCCCCUGCUCGAUCGCCUGUUGGAUCUAGAUGCGCAUGCGCACGCGCAUGCGUUCCAGCCGCUGCGCGGCAGCACGAACAGCAUGAGCAGCGUGUGCGGGCUGGUGGCGGCGCUGUGCCGCGCGUGCGGGGGCGGGUGCGCGCGCGCCUACCUGCGCUGGCUGCACCGCGCCGCCGAGCGCGCGCUGCAGCUGCGCGCCGCGCCCUCCGCCGCGCUCGUGCACACGCUCGCUGCGGUAUUAUGGACACUGAAAGAAGAGAAACUAAUGGACAAUUUGGAAGAAUUGAUAACUGAUGAUCUGUUUGAGCUUAUCUGUACUUGGGUUACUGAUGUGAAUGAAGCCAGUCUAUUGAAGAAAUCACUGGAUGCUGUAAUGUGUUCAAUGUGCUACAUUAGACCUGAAUUGUUCAAAUUGCUGUUGGAAAGAAUGGAGAUACCCAUUGAUUCUGAAGAAAGCAUGGAGGGACUAACCGACGACACGAAAGUACGUCGGCCGAUGCACUCCUCCGCCUCCGGCGAGAGCGGCAUCUCAGUGGGCAGCUGGGCGGGCGCAAGCGCAGCUCGACGGUUACGCGGUGGCCAGCUGCGCACGCUUGCGGCGGUCGCGCUGUCGCCCGCGUGCGCGCCGCCGCUGCUGCACUCGCCGCUGCCGCACGCGCUGCUGCAAUAUGUGGCUGAAUUCUGUGAGACAAAGUUGGAACAGAUAUUAUCACGGACGAAUUCACAAGAGGAUAUACACAUGACUGAUUUGAGUGAUCUGGAUAGUAAUAGUGAGAUGACCUCAAUGCAAACGGUGUGCGACAUAGUGCAGUGGGCGCGGCUGAUGUGCGCGGACCGACGGCUCAAGGACUGGCUUGGUGGUGCUGGAGCUACUUUCUGGCGCCCGUUGCUUGCGUUGUUGUGUCAGCCACGAUCGCACGAUAGCUCAUGGCGUGAGAUGGACCUGUACGCCCAGCUAGAAGAGAACACAAUAAGACUUUUCUCCGAGCUGACGGUGUGCCACGCUGCCAAUCAGAAACUAUUUGCGUCAACAUUGCACAACAUUUUGGAAUCGAUGCAAUGUACCGGACCAGAGGGCAUAUCCGGGUUCACGCGUUCCCUCAUCCUGCGACUGGUGCUGUCGGGCGAGCGCGCGACGGUGGCGCUGCGCUGGGCGGGCGGCUCGCCGUCCACUCCGCCCGCCCCCGCGCCGCCCGCCCCCGCCCACCCUGCUGCGCGCGCGCACGCGCUGCUCACGCUGCCGCUGCACACUACGGUGCGCACGCUGCUCGCGGACCACCGCCCACCGUUGCCACUAAUGGAGGACAACGCAAAACUAAGCGCGGGCAACCCAUCAACAUCCAGCUGUACAUCAGUACUACGCAGCGCGUCAGACACAGCGAUAAUGACGGUCGCGGAAGCGUGGGAGCUGUCGCUGGCCGCCGCGUCCGCGUCCAAGGACAAGCGCGUCAAGGACGUGAAGAACACUACGCUCAAGCAGCAGGGCAGCAAGAAACGGCAGAGCAAGGCGAACGCUGAUCCCAACGUGCUCGCUGUUACGGACGAAUUAUUGGAGUCAUCUAUCCGAGUGCAAGUGACCGGUAUAGAAGGUUACAUACCCGCUAGCACUACGCUGGCGCAGCUUUGUGCCGCCGUGCCGCAUGAAUUCGGGCCACACCUUACGCUCACACUGCAUCUUAAUACAUCUGGAGAAACAUGGACAGGUCCAAUGUGGGAUGGCGGGGGGACGAGCACUGAAACAGCUAGCACGAGCACCGCUACCACUACAACCACUACCACGAAUCCCACAUCUAGCACUAGCAAUGCUUCAGGCAGUGGGUCUACGGCACCCGGCUCGAAUGGUACAGGGUCGGGAAGUGGAGCAGUGCUACGCGAGUUUGGAGCGUGUGGUGGUUUAGCGUUAGUAGCUGCGAGGUUGCCGCGACCCCAUGCUGCGCCCGCACCGCCGCCUGCGCAUCAUCAACACGCGCACGAACUGGACUGGGUGAAACUGGACGAUUCCACUUAUGAGGAGGUAGUAGAAUUAGGUGUAACGUCUGCGGCCAAUGCUGGAAGCGGUGGUGGUGGAAACGGAGGGUCCGCAGAAGAAAGUGCCGCGUGCGCUGGUGUGCCCGCACAUGCGUUGGUGGCAUUAGCACUGUUGCUCAAACUGCCGGGCUAUGCGCAUGCGCUGCUUGAAGAGGGCGAACGUGCCGUGCAUCUGUUGCGGUUGUUACUCGGUGUCGCGCAUGAUGAGGAUGGCCGCAGCAUAGUGGUGAGCGGCGGCGCGGGCGGCGCGGGCGGCGGCACGUGGUCGCUGGGCACGCUGCCGUUCCGCGUGGUGGCGCGGCUGCUGGAGCGCGGCGCGCGGGACGACGCGGCGCUGGCGCUGCGCCGCGCGCUGCUGCGCCUCGGCGCCGUGCGGCUCGUGCUCGCCUGCCUCGCGGUCUUCACGCACCAUCGACCCGCCUCGAACAAUCAAACCUCAAACGGCGGCGGUAAAGAAGACAAAGCUCAACUAUACUGGGCCAAAGGAACGGGCUUCGGUACUGGCUCCACGCAGCAGUCGUGGAACGUAGAGCAGGCGCUCGUAAGACAACGGAUUGAGGAGGAGCACGUAACUGUGCUGCUGCAGGUAUUAGCUUCAUAUAUGAAUCCGGGCGAGAAAUGGCCGCCCGAAGAAGGCUCGCAGGAGGCACAGGAAAUCGAAGACACGGAAGAGGGCGACACGCAGCACCUCCCGCCUGAGUUCAUCGACCUCGUCGCUAACAGCUCGCUCGUACCUGCCGUCUGCUCCUACCUCAGGAAUGAUUCAGUAUUGGACAUGUCACGCCACAUUCCGCUGUACGUGUGCGUGCUGCGCGUGGCCCGUGCAGUGGCGUCGCUGCGCUGCCGGCGGCUGGCCCGCGCGCUGCGGCCGCUGCCCGCGCUGCUGGCCAGCAUGAGCCGCACAACUAACUCGUACGCCACCAAGCUCAGGAUGAGUAAAAAGAACAUAUUCGGAAAAAUGACGUAUAGCCAAAGAUUUAGUACAUCAAGUAAUUCAGAAUUAUCUGAAGAAGACGAAGGACUUGCAACACUUAUUGCUGACAUUCAGGCGACAUCAGCGCUAAUGUGCCGGUCAGAGAGUGAAGCGGAGAGUGUGGGCGUGGCGCGCUCCGUGCGCGGCGCCGGACGAGAGGCGCGGUAUAUUGAGCUCAUGCGCACCAUGCAGUUUGAAACGUUCGAGAUGAUAACGGAGGACGGCGAGGGCGGGUUCCGUUUCUCUGUGCCGUACCACUUCGAGGCCACGGUGCGCGCGGCGGGCGAGCGCACGCACCCCGCGCGCAUGAAGCGGCUCGCGCAGGAGGCCGCCACGCUCGCCACCAGCCUGCCGCUCUCCUACUCGUCCAGCGUGUUCGUGCGCACCGACACCGACCGCCUCGACGUCAUGAAGGUGCUGAUCACGGGCCCGUCGGACACGCCGUACGCGAACGGCUGCUUCGUGCUGGACGUGUACUUCCCGGCGGAGUACCCGGCGGUGCCGAUGCUGAUCAACCUGGAGACGACGGGCCGGCACUCGGUGCGCUUCAACCCGAACCUGUACAACGACGGCAAGGUGUGCCUCUCCGUGCUCAACACGUGGCACGGCCGCCCCGAGGAGAAGUGGAACGCGCACACCUCCAGCUUCCUGCAGGUGCUGGUAUCGAUCCAAUCCUUGAUCCUGGUGCCGGAGCCGUACUUCAACGAGCCGGGCUACGAGCGCAGCCGCGGCACGCACGUGGGCAACAGCGCGUCGCUCGAGUACAACUCCAACAUCUACCAGGCGUGCGUGCGCUGGGCCAUGCUGGACCAUCUGCGCUCGCCCGAGCCAUGCUUUAAGGAGGUGAUCCAAACGCACUUCUGGAUAAAGCGCAACGAGAUAAUGCAAACAGUGGCCAACUGGAUCACAGAGCUGGAGGGGCAGACGGGCGACGAGCGCACGCAGCGCACCAUACAUCUUAACCUCAUGGCGCUCAAGCGUCACUACGUGAAGCUGCAGGAGGAGCUGGCGAAGCUGCCGGUGCCGGCGGGGCUGGAGGAGCUGGACGAGCCGUUCACGCUGCCCGCCGCGCCGCCCGCCGCGCCCCGCGCCCGCCCCGCGCCCGACAUCGACCACGACAUGGAGAAGAUCGUGUCGCACGUGUUCGACUGAGCCCCCCCCCCCCCCCCCCCCCCCAGCCGCACACUGCUGCUGCGAUUCGCGUGUUUAUUUGGCGGCCAACGCUCGAGCGCCCACAUACUCACCCCGCAAAAUUCAUAUUUAGUUUAUCUGUAGGACGUUCUGGCGACUCGACUCGGCGUUCGGCGAGCUCCGUUUAGUUUAACGUGUAUUGUGAUAUUAUAACGGGCUCCGGCGGCCCGGUAAGUUAUUUUACGGCGUCCGACCGCAUCAUACUCAAUUGUGUAGCGAUAUGUGUACGCGGCGGUGUAAAUGUUAGCGGUUUUAUUUGUGGCUGCAGUCGACGCUCCAUCCCGUUUCGGGGAAAGCAUUCAUAGUAAAUUUUAUAGUCUCGUACGUGUGGUAGAUUCAUUAAAUUCCAUAUAAUGUGCAUAUCUGCAUCUUUUAUUAUUUCUGUCGAUACGAAGCCCUGUCGUAAUAGUUGUAACCUAAAAUGAAUGUUUUACGAUUUGUAAAAAUGUGAUGCGUGGUGUAUCGGAGCAUAGGGAGGUUCGACUGUAUAUAUACUUAGAGUUUAUUUUACAAUACCUCAUGUCGCGUGUACAUAUCCAGUGUCCGGCGACGUUCAGUGUUCGCGAGACGAUUCUGGAUGUUCGCUCGAAUAACUAUGUAUUAUAUAGACGUGUUAAAUUAUAAUUUGAUGUAUAUAAUAAAACUUAUUGCGUUUUAACUUUUGUAUUUAAGAUCAUAUUAUUAUUGUACUGUAAAGAGAUUCGGUACGGAGUGAAGCUUUCGGGAACUAAACAGAACUAAUAAAUUAUGUAUGGGCCCAGCCGUAUAGUUUUAUUUAGCGACAAUAAUCGACACCUACUGAACCACUCGAUAUUGGCAGACUUUUGUUUUGGACUUAACGGCGUAAAUUACUAGAAGCGAUACGUAUAAUGUAUAUCGGUUAUUUAUAUUUAACUGUGACGGCAAGGUUAAGCGUCCAAAGUGACAUGUCGCUGUGCUCUAGCAUUUUGUAAGCGAAAAAUGUAUUCUGCAUUUGUCUGUGUUCUGAUCGCACGUGAUGUCUCCAUAUUAUAGUGCUGUUGGGUCUCUACAGUCGCAGUAUUUUCAUUAGAAUCGUUAGUUUUCAAGUUUAAAGGUAGUUUUAUAUACUUUACAUUUUUGAAAGAAUGAGCUUAAGUUCGUAUCUGUGUAUGAAGCAGACGUAUAACUUUUGUUUUUUAGCUGCAUUUAUAUAUUUUAGGAGCGUAGAAAGUACCGGAAAAUUAAAAAAGAGCGUGUGCGCCGAGCACUCGUGUCAGAAGUGAAACUUCUUUGAUCCAAAGAUACCAA
Messenger RNA from Colias croceus (clouded yellow), 14765 nucleotides. RefSeq names its product baculoviral IAP repeat-containing protein 6 (gene Bruce). The record is from RefSeq and is a predicted model, not a curated record. Bases 33 to 13457 code for a protein of 4474 amino acids. Gene Ontology annotation, biological process: regulation of cytokinesis; apoptotic process; negative regulation of apoptotic process. The transcript is spliced from 59 exons. Gene Ontology annotation, cellular component: nucleus. Gene Ontology annotation, molecular function: cysteine-type endopeptidase inhibitor activity; ubiquitin conjugating enzyme activity; protein binding. Lineage: Eukaryota; Metazoa; Arthropoda; Insecta; Lepidoptera; Pieridae.